Aspergillus heteromorphus CBS 117.55 is the source of this 629-nucleotide messenger RNA. RefSeq lists its product as uncharacterized. Lineage: Eukaryota; Fungi; Ascomycota; Eurotiomycetes; Eurotiales; Aspergillaceae. The coding region runs from base 115 to 507 and encodes 130 amino acids. The transcript has a single exon. The record is from RefSeq and is a predicted model, not a curated record.
GAAUUCCCACGGUUUUCUCCGGGAAAAGGUUUCCUAGUCCAAUAGUUGGUUUGACUCGUGAAAUAAGGCCAAGCCCUGACCAAGUUCUGUUCCUUGUUCCCUUUGCUGUUAUUGAUGCGGCUGAGAAUAUGCACUCUGACCGCUUGGAUUGGAAUGCCAGUCACUACCCGAGGAUAUAGGUGUCCAUUCGACGGCAGCUUGUGCUUCGAUACAUCAGGCAAAGAUGUAUCUAUCUGGCAGUUAUGCAAGCUACUUACCCACCGGGCUCUCAGGACAAUUGCCGAGACAAUCCUUCACCAGUACGUCAUUGCUCGCCGCGAAAACAAACAGAUCCAGAUCCCUGUAGCCCGAACGACGAAAAGUCUUCAGCACGGGCCUGUGUGUUGCAAGGAGCUAACCGGACAAUUCAAGGGCGUUGAGAUCUUCAAAAGGGUUCCUGCGGUGAGAUUCGUCUCCACUGCAUUGAUGAUGCUGCCAAGACCCAUGACGACUCUGAUCCCUGGAUGAUUUCUCCCUUCAUGAUCUUUUCUUACUACCGAUCAAUAUAUUGAACCCAGAUCAAGUCAGCCGCGGCCCGGGCCCUCAAAUGCGGAUGUGGGGAGCUUGGCUUGCUAUCGGUCUCCAACAGA